Messenger RNA from Aspergillus steynii IBT 23096, 4693 nucleotides. RefSeq lists its product as uncharacterized. Bases 71 to 4693 code for a protein of 1540 amino acids. The transcript is spliced from 7 exons. Lineage: Eukaryota; Fungi; Ascomycota; Eurotiomycetes; Eurotiales; Aspergillaceae. The record is from RefSeq and is a predicted model, not a curated record.
GCCAGCCCUGCUUCUUUCAAUCUGUUCAACUCUGGACGAGAAAAAAGAACAGCCCAAAGAGCAUUCCACAAUGUUUUUGAGAUUGUGUGCUAAACUCAACUUUACCAAGGCAGAUCGAGAUGGCCGUAAGAAGCAUGAUGAUCAGCCCCCGCCUCCAAGCACCACAGACCAAGAUCGCGUCGGAACAAAGGCCAAUAAUGGCGUGCCUUCCAGGCGAGAUGCAGAAACCGAUAACACCCCAAGGGAAAACCUCUGCGAAGUGACCGGAGAGAGAUUGGACGAGAACCCCCCGCCUUCGAGCACCACAGUCCAAGAUCACACCGGAAAAAAGGCCGAUACUGGUGUGCCUUCCACGCGGGAUGUUAAGCCUGACCUCCCAAGAGAAAACCUCUGGGAAGUGGCCGGAGAAAGAUUAGACGAGGAACACCGAAAUGCUCUGGGUCUGGAAAGUGUCUUUCCUGUCACGAAUGCCAUCGAACAAGUGAUCAAGACAACUGAGGAGAAAUACCGCGAGUAUAAAGAAGGUGGGCUCAAGAUUCGCAAGCGCGAUGGUGGACACAUCAACGUUCGGGAUUCCGCCAAAAAUAUCAUUCUGUAUACACUGCAGGCGCAGGAUAUUGUCAAGAAAUUGGUGGCUUUUGAUCCAACCGGACAUGCAUCAAGUGCAUGGUCAAUCGUUUCGAUUGGUCUGACGUUGAUCAAAAAUGACAUUGAACGUCGGGACGACAUUUUCGAGACAGCCGAGUAUCUAGCCCGCAUUCUUUCCUACUAUGCGAUCGUUGACAAUCAUUAUCGAGAAAGAAAAGUGGAAAGCGAUCGAGGGUUAGAAGACGCUCUGAUUGAGGUCUACUUGGCAAUUCUUCAGUACACGGCAGAGGUGAAAAAGGCAGAAAAAGAAAGCCAUGCUGCCCGCGUGGUAAAAAGUAUCACGGCCCUUGUUCAUCAGCCGCUCAAAGACCUCAAGGAAACCGUUGAACAGAAAGGGCAGGCUGUUCAAAAUUGGACAAAUCUCACGGCAGCUCUAGAUCACAGAAAGCAAGCUGAAACAAUGCUGGACGGAAUCGACGAGGCGGUUGAAAGGCUGAAGAUUAUUCAAUCCCACACUAGAAGCUUGCAAGACCGAGAGAUUCUCGACUGGUUGUCCACGGCAUCCUAUUCAGACCCCCAAAUUCACACCCAAGACCGCCGGGCAUCAAACACGGGGAAUUGGUUUCUUGACUUACCCGAGUAUAAAGAGUGGAAGGCCACGCCUGGACAGAUCUGUUGGCUUUAUGGAGCAGUCGGAUGCGGAAAAUCGGUUCUCUGUUCUACAGUUAUCCAAGAUAUUGGGGAAUUCUGCAGGCCUGAUUCAUCAAGGCAUUUUGCCUACUGGUACUUUCAGUUCAGCAAUGACGAAACACAGAAGGUGUACAACAUGAUCAGGUCCAUCCUGCGACAAUUCAUGCCACGAGAACUUCCUGCAUCUAUGGUCAAACUCUGGGAAGAACAUCGCCACCGAGGCAGUGAGCCACAACAGCAAAAACUUGUAGAGAUCCUCGACAUUGUGUUGGAAACUUCUCAGGGCGAGUUCUUCCUUAUCCUUGAUGCUCUGGACGAAUGCCCCACGACAGGACACAACGAACGAAGGUCGCUCUUGCCAUUCCUCGAAGAACUGUUGGGAAAACAUCGAUCCAAAAUGCAUAUUCUCGCCACAAGUCGACCAGAGCCUGAUAUACGCUCAAGGCUGGAACAAUAUCAAAGCGUGGAUCUGGAGACUGGGUUGGGGGGAGAUGUGGAAACUUUUGUCCGGGCUCAAGUUGCCGGUGGCAGGUUGUGUCAAUGGGACGAGUCGAUUAAAAAGCUGACCCUAGAGAAAUUGCUUGAUAUUCCGGAACGCAGGCGCUUUCGCUGGGCUGAUUUGCAGAUAGAGCGGCUUGAAGAGUCCACGGAUGAGGAUGAAUUUCAUGAAGCUCUUGAUUCCAUUCCAGCCACACUCGAGGAUACCUACAAAGACACCCUUGAAAGACUGUCACCAAAGCAUCGAAAGGCUGCUCGCACAAUAUUGAUGUGGCUCAGUUUCUCUGCCGUCCCAUUGGAUUUGAAAACUGUCGCGGCUGCUGUGUCUUUUCGUUUUCCAGGGGACGUUGUGACAACCUGCACUACUUCCCUAGUCACUGUGAGCAUCUCAGAUAAUACUGUGAGACUGGCUCAUUUCUCCGUGAAAGAGUUCCUAGUUUGCAACGAACCCGAGGUCCAAUGGUAUCAAUUCUCGGCCCUCUCCGGCCAUAAUGCCAUAGCAAAUAAAACUAUCGACUGCCUGCUUGAAACUACCGAGAUCCUAACAAAGACCACUGCGGUGCAAAAGCCACUACAGAUAUACGCUGCGGGAUAUUGGGACCGUCAUCUGGCAGAAUUAGGAGAUCUACACGCCAGUCGUACCGGUCUCCAGGAAAAGAUUGACCUCCUGUUCACCGAGCGCGAUAUUUAUUUCAACUGGGUGCGCUUGGUUGAUUUUGAUUGUGAUUACAAAUGGCAUCAAUCAUUUGAGGAGUUGGAACCGCCUCUGGUUAUUGCAUCAGGAAAAGGAUUGAAACAAACAGUCGAAAUGUUGCUUGCAAAAGGCGUCAAUUCUAUGGGCCCACACCCUGGACUUUAUGAUGCGUUGCUUGCGGCUGCGGGACAAGGUUACCUAGAGGUCCUAGAGCUUUUGCUGAAUAAAGUGGAUGAGAUACCUCGAAGAGUGAUUGGAAACAUGCUGUGGCAUAUUAAAACCGCCGAAGCCGACAAAGAGAAGUUGGCGAUCAUUUUAGACCUGCUUUCGGACAAGGGUGCUUUGCAUGAUCAAUCAAGAGCAUCGCAUAGGAUCAUUGAUGAGAGACUAGUUGAACGUGCAGCUGGGAAUAUGUGGUCGGGCCAGAUACUAAUGGGCCUGUUCCUAGAUCGACAAGAGAAAAUGGGCGUCAAGAUAACUGAGGGGUUGUUAAAUGCUGUGUUGCACAAUUACUACUACAGCGAAGAAAUCAUGCACAUGCUUUUAAAAAGUUGUGACGUGGAUAUAAAGCUUACCCCAUCAUUGAUGCAGGUGCUUGGUUCCUCAUACAAUACUAAUGCCAUGACUGCCGUUCUGAGUAGGCGGAUCAAUGAUGUCACGUUGGAUGAAGAAUGUGUUGGGGCUUUUGCAAGCGGAAACAAAGAAGCGAUGGAGCUGCUUCUGCGGGAGCGUGGCGAGGAAAUCCAAGUCACCCAGAAAGUCCUGAUUACAGCCGCCAGUUCUGCACGCGAUCCACAGACAGUGAAGUUACUUCUAAACAGGCGAGAGCCUGGAAUAGAUAUCGGUAAAGAGGUCCUCUUAGCCGCUGCAGGAAACUGGACAAUAGGCAGUGAAAUCAUGGAGAUGUUGCUUGAUGAGCGUGGGCAAGACACCGUCAUUAAUGAUGAGAUCAUCCAGGAAAUUGCAGACAACCGAGAUCAAGGCUUGGGCAUGAUGAAGACGCUCCUGCGCAGACAGCAAGCGGGCUUUGUGGUCACCGAGCAAACAUUAUGCAACGCUGCUCGAUGUCACAGUCGGGAAAUGCUGGAGCUCCUGGUGAAUAAUUCCGGUGGUUCUGAUCUUCCCAUCACAGGGAAAAUCUUAUGCUCUGUAGCUGGAAAUAUUGCUCGUGGGAACGCUUUGAUGGAGUAUUUAUUUGAUCUUCGAGGUCACAGUCUUCCCGUCUCAGAGGAUGUAUUGGUAUCAGUUGCAGAUGUGAAAUUUCUCGCAGCGAAAAGUCCCGCAGCGGACGAGGUGCUCACAUUCAUCUUGGAGAGAUGGCCGGAAAUUCCGGCAACUGAUCGACUGUUGGAAGCGGCAUGUGGUCACCCUAAGGCCAUGGGUCUGCUAUUGGAUCGACAGCAGGACUGUCUUCCAAUUGAAAGAAUGAUCUACAAAAUAGCAACUGACUGGAGGGGAGGAAGGGUGCUGGAGAUGCUUCUCGAUCGGCAGCUUGUGCAAGUGGAUGAGUGGCUGGUAGAAACAGUCGCUGGUAACGACGGUGCUCUGGAGGUCAUUUACAGCAGGAAUCCGGAUUUUCCAGUGACACCGAAGGCAGUCGUCAACGCGGCAAGAAAAAGCGAUGCAAUGAGGAUCCUGCUCAACAGACAGAAGAAUCAAGUCUUGAUCACAGAAGAAGUGAUCAAAGCUUCAUUGUUGGGAUCGCACCCAGAAUCAGUCAUAAGCUUACUUCUGGCUCGCCUGGGACCAGAGGCAGUGCCGAUUACAGAGGAUAUCUUGAUAUACGCUAUUCGGAAUAACCAAUUCAGUUCUGUGGAGUUGUUUUUGGAACAACGCCGUGGCCUCAAUCUUAGUACAGUCUGGGAAACAAUAUGGCAGGACCCUGAAAUCCCCCCAUCUUCUCUGGCUAAGGCAGGAGGGGCUCUUGUUCAACAUGCCAGUUUCGAUGUCUCGGAUAAAAUGCUGGAGAGGAUCCCAUCUGAGUUUUUGGACUCUUUUAUCCGCGCAUGUAUGCAGCACCGGAUAUCGUUACCCACCACAGAGGCAGCAUUCGAGCUGAUUGUGGAAAGGUCAAGUUUGAAUACAGUCGAUAUAUUCUUGGAGGAUCACCCUGGCUUUCCUAUCACUGAGAGACACAUUGAGGCUGCUGGGAGGAACCAAACAAAAUACAUAGACAACGAUGCUUUGGGGUCGCUUCUGUCUGCCAAGUCAAGUUCAUCUUGA